AAAAAAAUGAGAGAUUUUCUUUGUUUACGUUCUCUUUUGAUUAUUACGGCACUCUUAGCAAUCCUUCUCUACAAUUAUUUACCGAUAAUAAUAACUAAAGAUAUCAUCUUUUAAUCUGCUUUGGAGAAAUUGCCGAAAACACCAGGAAUAUUUCGCAAUAAUCGAAAGAGAAAGUAAACAAAGAGAAACUUUCAUUGUUGCAUACGUCGUUUUGAAAAUUUUAUACAGAAUUAAUAUUCAAAAAUGUUUACAAAAAUUCCCAUUUAUUCUGGUUGAUUAUCGUAAGGUAAACUAGUUGAAAAUUUUUUGAAUUACGUUUUAAAAUGGUCCGCAAAUGUUGCGUUCCUGAUUGUACCUCGAAUUACGACGCUGCUCUGCGUAAUGGACAAAACCCUAUCAGUACUUUCAAAUUCCCCGACGAUCCAGAACUUCGAAAGCGUUGGAUACACGCUGUAAAAAAAGACGACAGUUGGAAUCCUGGUAGAACAGCCAGUGUGUGUAUCAAUCAUUUUCACCCGGAAGAUAUUUUAAAAUACGACAAACCAGCGAAAUUAAAGUUAGAAGCUGUGCCAAGUAUAUUUGGAUUAAUAUUAAAGAAUACUGGUUCGGUGGUUGUCAAACGCGGUAGACCGAAAAAGUGUAGAACGGAAAUGUCCGAAGAUAAAUUAGAUUGCAAAGAGCUUGCCGAAGAUUAUGUGACUCCUGUCGAAGAUUAUGUGACUCCUGUCGAAGAUCUAAUGAAUGAGUUGAUCAUCGAUUUUGAAAGUUUCAAUAGACGCAUUGCGGAGUGUGACAAUUUGACAAAUUGGUAUUAUCAUCGAAAUAAUGAUAUUUUCUACAUUUAUAAUAUUGAUGAAGGGGAUGAAAAUCAAGCCAUACGGAUCGAGAAUAGUAUAAAAAUUUUCGAGGAUAUGAAAAUGAGUCUUUUCAUUGGAGAGGUAAAGCAAGCUGAUGAUGCCUUGAGAUGGAUUCUAGGACACGAAAUGAAAAUAUGUCGAUGGUCCCAAUUUGAAACUAUUUUGCAAAAGUAUGAUAAAACCAUAUACUCACGAGACAGAGAUAAUAAUUCUCUUCCUGUACCAGAAAAUACCACUGAAAUGGACGGGGAAUCAGCUGUGCUUGAUAGUUCCACUGGCGAUCGUUUUGUCAUUGACACAAUAGACAAUACAAACGAGUCUUCGAAAACUAUCAAGUUGGAAAUAGAAGAGAAUUUCGACUCACAAGAGAACAUAGAAUUUCUAACUAUAGAUGACAAUAAUGAGUCUACAAUGAUGGAUGAUUCGGAUUUUCGGCCCCGAAGAAAUCCGCUUGGGUCCUUUAAACAGCGGCCGCUAACAUUUGAAGAACGAUUAGAACGAAAAACUGUCCGUGACACAUUGAAAUAUUUGAGAAACGUGCAAUAUAAUUGUUUCAUUUGUAAUACAGAACAUGAAACUAGCGAUGAACUCGAGCAUCAUCUUCCCGAACAUAUUAGCAUGCUGCCGUAUAAUUGUAAACAAUGUGUGUCUGAGAAUGUGACUUUAAAAACUCUUGCAUCACUGAAUAAGCAUUUUCUGAUGCACUUGAAACCGUUGAAAUGCCGAAAUUGUGAUGUAAGAUUUUCCAGUUACGGAACGAGAUUGCUACAUGAGCGGAAUCUUCAUAGCAACAAAGGACCAUUGACAUGCGAUAUUUGUGGAAAGACGUCGAAAUCUAUUCGAGGUUAUCAGCAUCAUAGAAAGGUUCAUGUUGAACCGGAAAGGAUGAGGUGUCAGAUUUGCGAAAAAGCUCUUUCAUCUAGUUAUGAGUUGAAAUUACAUAUGCGAGUACAUACCAAGGAAAAACCAAAUCAAUGUCCUUUCUGUGAUGCAAAAUUUAACCGAGUUUCAAAUCUCGUUGCGCACAAACGACGGUAUCACUUCAAAGAGAAUCCAUUUGUUUGCACUGUUUGCGAAGAGCGUUUUCGGCUAAAUACUGAUCUAGCUCGGCAUAUGCUUUGCCAUGAUUCUGCGGACGUCAAGGCAACUAAAAGAAAACCCCUUCGAAGAGUUUCGAAAGUUACUGAAACUAAAGACUACCAGUGUAAAAUCUGUGAUAAACGUAUGACAGCUAGAACUGAUUACCAUUCUCAUAUGAGAAAACACCGGAAACCGUAUCAGUGCAGUUACUGUGGUCUUCAAAUAGGACAACGAAGAGAUUUCAUGGAUCAUGAAAACACUCACACUGGUAAUAGGCCCUACAAAUGUGAGAUCUGUUCGAAACGAUUUCAAACGUCGUCCACGUAUUAUGGGCAUCGUAAAGUUCACUUGACCGAGAAGCAAUUUGCGUGUGAUAUUUGCGAUCGUCGGUUCAGUCGACUAACGCAUUUGACGGCACAUUCCCGAACACAUUCACUCUCUGAACGUGAGCAACGAGCAGCACAGUGUGACGAGACCACGGAGCAGAUUAAAAACACCAAUGCUGUAUUAAAGCAUGAAAUAAUUUUGGCUGAUGAUGAAACCAACGAAUCUCACAACGAUAUUGUAAUCUAAGUGAUAUAUUUCAAAAUUUUACACGGAAUCAAUUAAAUUGACAUCUUCCAA
Malaya genurostris is the source of this 2561-nucleotide messenger RNA. Its product is annotated as zinc finger protein 572-like. The coding region runs from base 324 to 2510 and encodes 728 amino acids. Gene Ontology annotation, biological process: regulation of transcription by RNA polymerase II. NCBI's taxonomy places the organism in Eukaryota, Metazoa, Arthropoda, Insecta, Diptera, Culicidae. The transcript has 2 exons. Gene Ontology annotation, molecular function: DNA-binding transcription factor activity; RNA polymerase II cis-regulatory region sequence-specific DNA binding. The record is from RefSeq and is a predicted model, not a curated record.